AUGACACCACCACAAACACAUCACCAGCAACAACAACACAAUCACCAUAAUCAGCCUAUCCAUCCUCACGCCUUCCUCAAUACAUGCAUUGAUGAUAACAACUACAAGCUGUUAUCCAUCCUGGGUGUGGGUGCAUAUGGUAUCGUGUACCAAGCCCGUCAUCUCAAGACCGGUGAAUUAUACGCCGUCAAAUUGUUGACUCACAGCAAUAAGCAAAACGAAACCGAGAUCCAUCGGCUGGUAUCGAACCAUGACAACAUUCUCAAAUUCAUCAAGCGUGUUGAUAUGGGGACAUGGACGUUCUUGGUAUUGGAGCAUGCUCCUCAUGGCGACUUGUUUAAGGCACUCACACACCCAUCCAAUCCAAUCAUUGGCAAUGAUCGUGCCAUUCGCCACAUCUUUUUGCAGCUGCUAGAUGCUGUACAGCAUUGUCACACACAUCAUGUUGCUCAUCGUGAUUUGAAACCUGAAAACAUCCUUGUAUUUCCAGAGCACCAUAUCAAACUUGCUGACUUUGGGCUUGCCACCACGCAUGCUGUAUCUGCAGAAUUUGGAUGCGGGUCAUCCUUUUACUUUUCACCAGAAUGUCAAGGUGGUCUUAUCAGAAAUCAUCAACGCAUCAAAGGAUAUGGAACACAACAAAAUGAUAUAUGGAGCCUGGGUAUCAUCCUUAUCAAUCUUACUACAGGACGCAAUCCCUGGAAACAAGCCAACCUGAAUGACUCCUCUUUUGCCGCUUAUUGCCAUGCCAACCGACCUGGCUUUUUCCGUGUUAUCCUUCCUUCUAUAUCAAAUGAGCUUGAAGCUAUUCUCGAACGCAUUUUCUGCUUGGAUCCAGCACGUCGAAUUGGGUUACCUGAAUUACGUCUUCGUAUUCUUCAGUGUCGUUCAUUCACUCUUUUGGGUCAACAACAACAACAACAACAACAAAAAGUGCAUGUACCAUCCUCUGUAUUUCCUCCUUAUGAGCAACCAGCAUGCACCAAAAUCACCCUUUCUCGUUCCACUGUACUUGACGACAUCCAAGCGUAUGCUACUCCCUUCUUGACAGUCUCCUCCUCAUCAUCAUCCAUCCAUCACAACGAAUGCCCAGCCACUCCAGGCAAGGAGGAGAUGAGGAUGUCACUCCUGUCUACUACUACUAAUAAUAAGUACGCUGCUGCCGAUCAUCCUGAAAUCCAACGUACUUCUUAUUUUUAUGCAACAACAGCAACAACCCCAUCAUUGCAUGUAGUCCAAUAG
This is a messenger RNA of Lichtheimia ornata, 1242 nucleotides long. RefSeq lists its product as uncharacterized. NCBI's taxonomy places the organism in Eukaryota, Fungi, Mucoromycota, Mucoromycetes, Mucorales, Lichtheimiaceae. The transcript has 2 exons. Gene Ontology annotation, molecular function: protein serine/threonine kinase activity; ATP binding. Bases 1 to 1242 code for a protein of 413 amino acids. Gene Ontology annotation, cellular component: cytoplasm. The record is from RefSeq and is a predicted model, not a curated record. Gene Ontology annotation, biological process: autophagy; peptidyl-serine phosphorylation.